AUGCCUCGUAGUGUGUGGCCGGGGCCUAUACAAUCUGGUACCAAAACAGCAAUUUAUCACAGGCUUUUGUGUACAAACUCUGCAUCCACAGAUGACUCAAACAUGACAAAGUUAUUAAGUCUGUAAAGCAGAACACUGUGCAUGAUCACUUGUAUAUGUGAUCUUGCUAUACCAUCGUCCUCAUGUUCAGGGAAAAUGGUGGACUGGACUAUGUGUGCGUGUGAUUGGAUUUACUCCUUACACAAGCCUACUGACUAGUCUAUACAGUGCUGUCAAAGAGUGCUGAGCACUGCACUUUGGGAUGGGCCACAUUGACUGGUGACGUCUAUAAAUGUAAAUGCACAUUGUUGGUUGCCAUGGUCUUCAUUCACCCCUAGUCCUCAAUGCAACGCUCCUUGACCCAUCAUCAGGGCUUUUUGAAACAUGUUUGCAUUAACGUACGUGUCUGUGUAUGUGAGAACAAGACCAGGGCUGAAAUUGAACAGGACUCCCUGGAAAACGGUGUCAAUUGUUAGACUAUCCUGGCUAAAUAAAUACAAAUGACAGGCCUAGCCUACAAACAUACAGGGGAAAAACACCAACACACCCACACACAGCUGGGCCCUCUUGAGACAGGCAGUGAGUAGGCUACAUCCAUGUGUAUAAAACAGUAACAUAGUGAAGUAUGAGCUAAGGCUGAUCUUGUCUCCUUGUGGUUUGGGCACAGAGUUGGGUGGGUUACUUGAAAAAUGUAGUCUAUUACUGAUGACGGUUGCUUGAAAAAUUAAGUAAUUGUAACGUAAUCCUUUCGAUUACUCAAAAUGAGCGACGUAAUCCUAUGACUUUUGGAUUACUUUCACUUCUAACACCCAGACACAUUUUUUAAUGCUUAAAACAUGAAUCUAACAGCAUUUUUUCAUUUAGUAACAUAAGCAUUUCCAAAUGGGGACUAGCGUGAGAGCAUAUCCUAAAGAUCCUAUAAUUCACAUGUUCUAUUCUAUGUGUAAGAGCAUAGUCACAGGGCUCCAUACUAACAUUUUCAGUUGGUGGCACCAGCCCAUGAUUUGGUUGCGCCACAAUUGCACAAUACACAAUUGAACAAAUUUGUAGCCUCAUCGUCUUAUAAAGUCAUUCGAAGUGUUUCAUUCAGAAGUGUACUAGACCACUAAAAUGGUAUGAUUCAAGAAAUAAAGUUUAUUCUAACAUGUUCAAGCACGAAUGCAUGACUCCAGAUAUCUGGAUGUGCAACCUAAACCAGCGAUUGUCAUGAAUUCGGUGUAUGAUAACUAGGCAAUUAGGGUUCCAGAAUGGUUAGAUAUUUUUUGGGGGGGGUUAAAUAGACAUUCAUUAUUCUACAUCUUUUUGGGCACUAAUAUCACAUAGGCUAAUUCAUUUGAGGCUAAUUCACCAGCUGAGGAAGUAGUUAGCUAGAUAGCCAACUCGAAAUAUAGCCUAUUACCAUAAAAGAGGCCAUCCACCCUUGAUGGGCGAUCAACAGAACAAUAGAAUCUUUGAGAGAAUGUGAGAAGUCUUGAUGGUGCGCUAAAUGACAACAAUGAUGACAGUUUUAUAACAUUUCCUCUUGACAUGAUGUGAAGUAAUCCCAAAAGUAAUCAGCUGUUUUUAAGAAUGUAACUAAUCUGGAUAGAUUAGUUACUUCAUUUUUGUCAUCUGAUGACGUAAUCCCAGUUACAUGUAAUCCGUUACUACCCAAUCCUGCUUGGGCCUCACUGAUUACUGGUUCGGAGGCUGUGUCAAAACAAUUAGCUUAGCAGAAGAGAUGUCCUGCAUCAGAACAGAGGAGCAUCAACAACAAGCUAACAGACACAAUGGCUGCAUCUGAGUUGGCACCCUAUUCACUACGGCUGCGUCUGAAAUGGCACCCUGUUCACUCCUGUUCACUAUGGCUGCAUCUGAAAUGGCACCCUGUCCACUAUGGCUGAUUAUAAGGAAUUAGUAGCCAUUUCAGAUGCUGCCAAUGGCUCGCCCAUAGAAAUAGAAUGAAUAGAACGGGUAUCCCCAUUCAAGUCAAUGAUGGCAUAAUGGGUGGACCUUGUUCUAUUAAUUCAAUUCCUAUGGGCUCGCCUUCCAGCUCAUCUAUUGCCGCUGUGCUGCCGCGUAUCUCAGAAGAUAUAUCUCUUAAUCCAUAGGCGAUAUCUUAUUAAUGUGGUUCCUGAGAUAUGAUGAUACACUUUUCCAGGCAUUAUAAUAAUAAUAUGCCAUUUAGCAGACGCUUUUAUCCAAAGCGACUUAGUCAUGUGUGCAUACAUUUUUACGUAUGGGUGGUCCCGGGGACAUGAGCAGCGUGACAGCCUUGACUGCAAUACAUUUUGUUUUUAUGGGGAGUCAGGUGUGUACAGCUGUGGCAGUAUCUGAAAGAGAGAGCUCCCUGCCAGGCUAGCCGCCUCUGUUGUCCCUGCUACUUCCAUGGCUGGCUCUGCCCCGGUGGCAAGGUCAGCCAUGUUGUUUUGGAGACACAGACUCCCCUGUCCUGUCCCUGCGGCGCUCUAACCAUAACAGUAUGCCAACACUGAGCAUGUGCUGACUUAACCCCCAGUCUCCCCCUAGUCCCCCGCCCUCCAGCCACACAACUACACUUCCCUUCUCAAUGUCCUUGUGUGUUCCUGCUCUGCCCAAUAGGCCAUUGACACUGGUUGCUGCUUCACAGCCCUGUCUUCAUAAACAGUCACUCUGUCUGCGCAUAUGAGAUGAUGCUCUGUCAUGUUCAUGUGGGGCCAAGAGAAACACUUCUCCAGGUAUUGUGAGAUCUGAUCAUCUGCACAGCGGGACUGUCAAAGACAGCGAGCACAACCACUUAAUUCCUUUUUGCAUUUGAUUCCUUUUCCACUUUAUCAUGGCUUCUUUUUUAUAUAUAUAUAUAUUACUGCAAAAAAAAAUAAAGGGAACACUUAAACAACACAAUGUAACUCCAAGUCAAUCACACUUCUGUGAAAUCAAACUGUCCACUUAGGAAGCAACACUGAUUGACAAUACAUUUCACAUGCUGUUGUGCAAAUGGAAUAGACAACAGGUGGAAAUUAUAGGCAAUUAGCAAGACACCCCCAAUAAAGGACUGGUUUUGCAGGUGGUGACCACAGACCACUUCUUAGUUCCUAUGCUUCCUGGCUGAUGUUUUGGUCACUUUUGAAUGCUGGCGGUGCUUUCACUCUAGUGGUAGCAUGAGACGGAGUCUACAACCCACACAAGUGGCUCAGGUAGUGCAGCUCAUCCAGGAUGGCACAUCAAUGCGAGCUGUGGCAAGAAGGUUUGCUGUGUCUGUCAGCGUAGUGUCCAGAGCAGGGAGGCGCUACCAGGAGACAGGCCAGUACAUCAGGAGACGUGGAGGAGGCUGUAGGAGGGCAACAACCCAGCAGCAGGACUGCUACCUCCGCCUUUGUGCAAGGAGGAGCAGGAGGAGCACUGCCAGAGCCCUGCAAAAUGACCUCCAGCAGGCCACAAAUGUGCAUGUGUCUGCUCAAACGGUCAGAAACAGACUCCAUGAGGGUGGUAUGAGGGCCCGACGUCCACAGGUGGGGGUUGUGCUUACAGCCCAACACCGUGCAGGACCUUUGGCAUUUGCCAGAGAACACCAAGAUUGGCAAAUUCGCCACUGGCGCCCUGUGCUCUUCACAGAUGAAAGCAGGUUCACACUGAGCACAUGUGACAGACGUGACAGAAUCUGGAGACGCCGUGGAGAACGUUCUGCUGCCUGCAACAUCCUCCAGCAUGACCGGUUUGGCGGUGGGUCAGUCAUGGUGUGGGGUGGCAUUUCUUUGGGGGGGCCGCUCAGCCCUCCAUGUGCUCGCCAGAGGUAGCCUGACUGCCAUUAGGUACCGAGAUGAGAUCCUCAGACCCCUUGUGAGACCAUAUGCUGGUGCGGUUGGCCCUGGGUUCCUCCUAAUGCAAGACAAUGCUAGACCUCAUGUGGCUGGAGUGUGUCAGCAGUUCCUGCAAGAGGAAGGCAUUGAUGCUAUGGCCUGGCCCGCCCGUUCCCCAGACCUGAAUCCAAUUGAGCACAUCUGGGACAUCAUGUCUCGCUCCAUCCACCAAUGCCACGUUGCACCACAGGCUGUCCAGGAGUUGGUGGAUGCUUUAGUCCAGGUCUGGGAGGAGAUCCCUCAGGAGACCAUCCGCCACCUCAUCAGGAGCAUGCCCAGGCAUUGUAGGGAGGUCAUACAGGCACGUGGAGGCCACACACACUACUGAGCCUCAUUUUGACUUGUUUUAAGGACAUUACAUCAAAGUUGGAUCAGCCUGUAGUGUGGUUUUCUACUUUAAUUUUGAGGGUGACUCCAAAUCCAGACCUCCAUGGGUUGAUACAUUUGAUUUCCAUUGAUAAUUUUUGUGUGAUUUUGUUGUCAGCACAUUCAACUAUGUAAAGAAAAAACUAUUUAUUGAGAUUAUUUCAUUCAUUCAGAUCUAGGAUGUGUUAAUUUAGUGUUCCCUUAAUUUUUUUGAGCAGUGUGUGUGUAUAUAUAUAUAUAUAUAUAUAAAUAAUGUAGGGCGGGGGGUAUGAACAGGGAGGGAGCUAAAGAGGGAGGGACUAAGAGAGAGCGAGGGUUUGGCAGACGACAAGUGGAGAUUGAGAGGAGAGAAAGCCGGAGAGAGCAACAGGCGGGAGGGUGAGGGAAGCCUGCUCAACGAACAAGUACCACUUUGAUCGUCUUUAGCUCUAGUUGCAAUUAGUAGGGCCAGCAGAUGGUGAUAACGUCUCGUUGUUAUGGGAUUUUGUGAGUGGGUGUUUGGGGAGAGGGGAAAGCGAGAGAGGGUUGACCUGUUACUUACGAAGAGGUGGUUUCAGGAGGAAGAGGGGGGGGUUGUUAUGGCAAUGAGGUCUUCCUUGUAUUUUGUUGUCAUGGCAACUUCAGGCACUUGCUAUCCCCCACGUGAUGACAGGCAAGAGCACUUCACACACUCUCCUUACACACCGCACAGCACAUGCGAACACGCAUGUCCUUGCACAAUGGCACACUUAGGCUACACUCAUCCCCCGGUUCCCAGUAUUUCACUUUAGCAUAAUGAUUAUAAUGACACUGAAACAACCAUUUAUGUUAAUGUAGCUUACCAGAGUCAGAAUAACUCAUUGAUACCAUUUUUAUGUCUCUGCUUGAAGGUAGCUUCGCUAGCCAUUGCUAACUAGAGUUAGCGCAAUGACUGGAAUUCUGAGAACAGCUAGCAUGCUGCAAGUCUACAGGAACAGCUAACAGUUCCCAUAGACUUUCAGGCAUUGCGCUAAAGCUAGUUAACAACUUUCUUCAAACUGCAUGCAGUGACAUAAAAAUGGUGUCCAUGAGUUCAUCUGACUCUGGGUAAGUAGAAAAAGGGCUUAAUUGACUAAAUUUGUUUGAGCGGCGGCAACAAUUUAUGAAUAUAGAGCUAACACUGAGCCAUAUCAAUAAACAAUAAAACGAUACAGAUUGAAAAUACAUAAAGUAGCCUAGCUCUAGCCUUCUGUUACACCUUUUCCCUUUCGCAUGAUUAAUCACUUGUUUUAAUUAAUUCCUGAUUCCUUUUGUGCCAGAUUGACAGAGGCCACAUUGGCCGUCACUUUAUUUAACUAAAGUGAAACAACAAAUCAUCCCUUUUUAAGAAAGCAGUCAUGCGUAUCUUUUUUUAAAUACUGUUCUACAGACCAUUCUCAGUCAGUGCUCACUAAUUGGUAUGAUAAGGGCUAAAGUGAGCAACGUGACCCAGUGAGAGUGAGGUUAGACUCAACAUAGUGAGACAGACAGACCUGCAAGUCCUUUUGAGACCGUUGUGAAGAGGCCAGGGCCCGUAUUCAUAAAGCGUCUGAGUAGGAGUGCUGAUCUCUGAUCAGUUUUGCCUUUUAGAUCACAAUGAACAAGAUUACACGGACAAGGGGGAACCUAAUCCUAGAUCAGGACUCCUACUCUAAGACGCUUGAUACAUACAGUAUGGGUCCAGAUGUGACUGACUGUCCUAAAGAUGUAGAGAGAUCGGGCAAGAGGAAGAAUUGAGCUCAAUAAGCUGUAGUCUGAGAGAGAGGGAGACAGACUCCUUUAGGCCUGCGUUCACAUGGCCCAGUUAAUAGAUUUUGAUAGCUUGGUAAUAGUGUGAAGGGAGACAGGAGAGGGGAACCUUUGGCUGUGUUAUUGACACUGUUCUGUCAUUGCCCCCCCCCCCCCCCCCCCCCCCACAGUAGCUUUCUUCCCCUUGCUCAUUAAACAUUCAUAUUCACGACCUGAGUACAUCUUUAGGAAAUGUGUGUGGGUUUGGUGGUGUGCUUUUUUUUUCCAGUCAGACAGUUUUAAUAGACUUUUGUGUUAUAUUUUGUCUGACUUUAUUUCAGCGUGUAGAAGAUUGUGGGUACGUGUGUCGGUCCGGUCUCAUUUCAUGUGUUUGAGGAGUUUUUCUUUGCCGGUUCAAGAAUGCUAGCGAUGUCAGAGGUCGUAACCCUAGGCUCUACAGUUGCAGUGAUGUGUGAACAGGAGAGUGUUCACUAACUCUCUCCCUCCCUCUCUCCAGCCCCUCCUCCCAGCAGAUAUAACCGGAGAGUGUCAGGUGAGUCCUGUUUGACGUCACUACUCUCUAAUGCAGUGGUAUUCAAACUUUUCAGCAGCGACACUGUUUUUUUCUUUUGCCCAAUUUCUUGGGACCCAAUUUUUCUCGGCAGAAAUGCUGCCGACGCCACCCCCAAAUAUAAUGGCAGAAAAUCUGGAAAUUGUUAUUUUCACAUAAAAAAAUAACCUUCAAUUGAUUAGGCUACAUUUUAAUCUCUCUAGAACCAAUACAUACAUUUACUCUUUAUUUUUAUUUGUUUAUCUUUCUCAAUAACAAAGUAUUCACACCCCUUUUAUGUUUUCCACAUUUUGUUGUUACAGCCUGAAUUUAAAAUUGAUUACAUAGAGAUUUUGUCACUGAUCUACACACAAUACCCCAUAAUGUCAAAGUGGGAUUUUGUUUGUAUAACAUUUAAAAACAAAAAAUUUAAAAUACAAAAAAACCAGCAGAAAUGUCAUGAGUCAAUAAGUAUUCAACCCCUUUGUUAUGGCAAGCAAGCCUAAAUAAGUUCAGGAGUAAAAAUUUGCUUAACAAAUCACAUAAUAAGUUGCAUGGACUCUGUGUUCAAUAAUAGUGGUUAACAUGAUUAAUGACUACCCCAUCUUUGUACCGCAUACAUACAAUUAUCUGUACGGUCCCUCAAUCGAGUAGUGAAUUUCAAGCACAGAUUCAAGCACAAAGACAGGGAUGUUUUUCAAUGCUUCGCAAAGAAGGCAGAAGCUGAAUAUCCCUUUGAGCAUGGUGAAGUUAUUAAUUAAAUCAAAUCAAAUUGUAUUGGUCACAUGCGCUGAAUACAACAGGUGCAGACAUUACAGUGAAAUGCUUACUUACAGCCCUUAACCAACAGUGCAUUAUUUUUUUACAAAAAAAGUACAAAUAAAACAACAAAAAAAGUGUUGAGGAAAAAAAGAGCAGAAGUAAAAUAAAAUAACAGUAGGGAGGCUAUAUAUACAGGGGGGUACCGGUGCAGAGUCAAUGUGCGGGGGCACCGGCUAGUUACUGUUUUGAAUGGUGUAUCAAUACACCCAGUCACUACUCAGGUGCUGGAGAGGAAGGAAACUGCUCAGGAAUUUCACCAUGAGGCCAGUGGUGACUUUAAAACAGUUACAGAGUUGAAUGGUUGUGAUAUGAGAACUGAGGAAGGAUCAACAACAUUCUAGUUACUCCACAAUACUAACCUAAAUGACUGAGUGAAAAGAAGGAAGUUUGUACAGAAAAAAAAAUAUUCCAAAACAUGCGUCCUGUUUGCAACAAGGCACUAAAGUAAUACUGCAAAAAAUAUCUCAAGCAUGGUGGUGGCUGCAUCAUGUUAUGGUAUGUGCUUGUCAUCGAGAAGGACUAGGAGUUUUUUUUAGGAUACAAAUAAAUGGAAUACAGCUAUAAGAGGAAAACCUGGUUCAGUCUGCUUUCCACCAGACACUGGGAGACGAAUUCACCUUUCAGCAGAACAAUACCCUAAAACACAAGGCCAAAUAUACACUGGAGUUGCUUACCAAGACAACAUUGGAUGUUCCUGAUUGGCCUAGUUAAAGUUUUGACUUAAAUCGGCUUGAAAAUCUAUGGCAAGACUUAAAAAAUGGCUGUCUUGCAAUGAUCAACAAUUAACUUGACAGAGCUUGAAGAAUUUAAAAAAGAAUAAUGGGCAAAUAUUGUACAAUCCAGGUGUGCAAAGCUCUUAGACUUACCCCAAAACACUCACAGCUGUAAUCGCCCCCUAAGGUGGUGCUUCAAAGUAUUGACUCGGGUGUCAAUAAAUUUGCCAACAUUUCUACAAAAAUGUUUUCACUUUGUCAUUAUAGGGUAUUGUGUGUAGAUGGGUGAGGGGGAAAAAAAAUAAUAUUUAAUCAAUUUUGAAUUCCGGCUGUAACAAAACAAAAUGUGGAAUAAGUCAAGGGGUAUGAAUACUUUCUGAAGGCACUGUGUAUAUCUUUUUUUGCCGAGCCCACUGCAGUUCCUGGGGUCACCCAUCCGACUUUGAAUACCACUGCCCUAAUGUAAUCUGCAGCAGCAAUAUUUGUGCUUUGAUCUGGUGUAAUCUUACCCGCCCUCUUUAUGCCUGCUUGGUGUUGACACUAAGUUACUGGUUGUCUUAGUGCAUCACUGAACACUGAUAACUACUAGGGGUGUGUCACACUGAUAUAAAUCCCCUGGAGCGUGUUUUACAAUGUUUUCCCUCUUUGUGACUAGCACACCGAGUAAUGCCUUACUAUGAGUCUUUCGGUGCAUUGAUUCUGGUCCGAAGUUUGUGUUGCAGUAAUAUUGUACCCCCUGGCCCAGUAUGUGUGUUACAGUAUAACUUAUAACUCUUCACCCCACCAUGUUACAAUUGAAGUGUUAGAGUAAUAUUGUUCUCCCAGCAUCUGUUACAAUCUAAACAGUAAUAGUAAUGGCAUCUUUUUGUAGGCACUAACUCCGCCAUGGCUCAUUGGCCAAAGCCUAUUGGGAAAUGAAUGGCGUAUUUGGAUAAACACCGAAAUUAAGGUCUGUGGUAAACACAGGCUUAGGAGAUCUAACCUUUUGUAAAUUUUGAAUAAUUUAUGUAAUCAAAACAAGCACAUAUAGCACAUAAAGGCUUCAUAAAGGUCAUGUUAACUGACUGAUAUUAUCUCAUAGAACAAAGCAUAUAACAUCUCCUAAGCCUGUGUUAACCUCAGACCUUAAUUUCCGCAUUUAUCCCAAAAGCCCAUUCUUUCACCAUUCAUUUCCCCCAUAGGAAUGGCCGAACAAACCAGAGGUAACUCAUUUCCGUUUUUUUAGGACUACAAGCUGGCGAGCUCUCUAUUGUUACCCCCCACCAAGUGUUUGUUAAAAUCGAAGUGUUCCCACACCAGUGUUUGUUAAAAUCGAAGUGUUCCCACACCAGUGUUUGUUAAAAUCGAAGUGUUCCCACACCAGUGUGCGCAGAGGCCUUUAACCCAGACGACGAUGACGAGGUGGAGGAGCCGAGGGUGGUGCAUCCUAAAACAGACGAGCAGCGCUGUCGACUGCAGGACGCCUGCAAAGAUAUUCUACUGUUCAAGACCCUGGAACAGGUGGGAAGAUGAGACGGACAUGUUGUAACCACACAGUGACAGAAACCCCAUCACGCUAUUAAAGUAUAACGGGCCACACAGUCAUAUGCACUUCUGUUCUAAUAGGUUGUGGAUCUUCAGUGUAAGCCUACUAGAAAGUGUGUGCCCUCAAGUCUGGAGGGAAGCAGAAGUUAUUCCCCUACCUAAGAAUAGUAAAGCCCCCUUAACUGGCUCAAAUAGCCGACCAGUCAGCCAGUUACCAACCCUUAGUAAACUUUAGGAAAAAAUGGUGUUUGACCAGAUACAAUGCUGUUUUACAGUAAACAAAUUGACAAUAGACUUUCAGCAUGCUUAUAGGGAUGGACAUUCAACAAGCACAGCACUUACACAAAUUAAUGAUGAUUGGCUGAGAGAAAUUGAUGAUAAAAAGAUUGUUGGUGCUGUUUUGUUAGACUUCAGUGCGGCUUUUGACGUUAUCGAUCAUAGUCUGUUGCUGGAAAAACUUGUGUUAUGGCUUUACACCCCCUGCUAUAUUGUGGAUAAAGAGUUACCUGUCUAACAGAACACAGAGGGUGUUCUUUAAUGGAAGCCUCUCCAACAUAAUCCAGGUAGAAUCAGGAAUUCCCCAGAGCAGCUGUCUAGGCCUCUUACUUUUUUCACUCUUUACUAAUGACAUGCCACUGGCUUUGAGUGAAGCCAGUGUCUCUAUGUAUGUGGAUGACUCAACACUAUACACGUCAGCUACUACAGCGACUGAAAUGACAGCAACACUUAACAAAGAGCUGCAGUUAGUUUCAGAAUGGGUGGCAAGGAAUAAGUUAGUCUAAAACUAAAAGCAUUGUAUUUGGGACAAAUCAUUCACUAAACCUCAACUAAAUCUUGUAAUGAAUAAUGUGGAAAUUGAGCAAGUUGAGGAGACUAAACUGCUUGGAGUAACCCUGGAUUGUAAACUGUCAUGGUCAAAACAUAUUGAUACAACAGUAGCUAGGAUGGGGAGAAGUCUGUCUGAUAAGGCACUGCUCUGCAUUCUUAACAGCACUAUCAACAAGGCAGGUCCUACAGGCCCUAGUUUUGUCGCACCUGGACUGCCUGUUCAGUCAAGUGGUCAGGUGCCACAAAGAGGGACUUAGGAAAAUUGCAAUUGGCUCAGAACAGGGCAGCACGGCUGGCCCUUGGAUGUACACGGAGAGCUAACAUUAAUGACAUGCAUGUCAGUCUCUCCUUGCUCAGAGUGGAAGAGAGAUUGACUUCAUCACUGCUUGUUUUUGUAAGAGGUGUUGACAAGAUGAAUGUACCGAGCUGUCUGUUUAAACUACUAGCACACAGCUCGGACAUCCAUGCAUACCCCACAAGACAUUCUACCAGAGGUCUCUUCAGUCCCCAAGUCCAGAACAGACUAUGGGAGGCGCACAGUACUACAUAGAGCCAUGACUACAUGGAACUCUAUUCAUUUACAUUUACAUUUUAGUCAUUUAGCAGACGCUCUUAUCCAGAGCGACUUACAGGAGCAAUUAGGGUUAAGUGCCUUGCUCAAGGGCACAUCGACAGAUUUUUCACCUAGUCGGCUCAGGGAUUAGAACCAGCGACCUUUCGGUUACUGGCACAACGCUCUUAACCACUAAGCUACCUGCCGCCCCACAUCAAGUAACUCAUGCCAGCAGUAAAAUCUGAUAAAAAAAAUAAUAAAAAUAGAUAAAAAUACACCUUAUGGAACAGCGGGGACUGUGAAGCAACACAAACAUAGACACAUGCAUACAAACACACGAUAACAUACGCACUAUACACACGUACACGUGGAUUUUGUGUUAUAGAUAUGUGGUAGUAGAGUAGAGGCCUGAGGGCACACACUUAAUAUGUUGUGAAAUCUGUUAUGAAUGUUUUUAAAAUGUGUAACUGCCUUAAUUUAGCUGGACCCCAGGAAGAGUAGCUGCUUCCUUGGCAGCAGUUAAUUGGGAACCAUAAUAAAUACAAAUACAUUGACGCAUAACUCAUGACAUUCAACCGUAUUGAAAUGAGUUGUUCAGUCUUUUGGAAUAAAAGGUUCCCACCCGAAUGUCCUGUUACUUAUUGGUACACUCAGUAACACACAGUAAUACACAAGCUGCCAGACAGGCACGACUCACUCUGUCCAUUAUUAAGUUGAGUUGUUUUUUUCAGACCGUGAAUGUGCUGUCCUUUCAUUAAUCCCUUUGUUCUCAAUCAUCCUCUCUUCCCCUCCCCGCCUGGCCCUCUCCUCCCUCACAGGAACAGUUCUCAGAAGUCCUGGACGCCAUGUUUGAACUGCGUGUCCAGCCCCAGGAGCAUGUCAUCGACCAGGGAGACGACGGAGACAACUUCUACGUUAUCGAGAGGUGUGUGUGUGUGCAUGCACAGUUACUUUGGAAUCCUUACAAUCAAGGCAUUCACUAGAAAGAAGCAUUCAUACCAAACACACCACAAUAUAAUUGGCCGUUUUACAACAAGUCCCACUUGAGCCUUAUUUUCUAGUUGUUGUUUCCGCCGUGUGUCCUGGGCCUAGGCUUAAUGGGUGCGUCCCAAAUGGCACCCUAUUCCCUAUAUAGUGAACAACUUUUGACCAGAGCCCUAUGGGCCCUGAUCAAAAGAAGUGCACUACAUGGGGAAUAGGGUGCCAUUUGGGAUGCAGCAUAUGAGUGGGCUUAUUCUCUCUGCACAUUAAGCUCCCUCCUCAGUCAUGCUAGUGCCUCAGCCUGGGAGGCUUAGGGCUAGAUGCACGUCAUAAGCAUGUUAAAACCUAUUCCCUCCCUAUGUGCUGCCUUGCAAAGCCUCAUGGGAAACCCCUGGUCACCUACAUAGCCAAGUGAUCAUCAUACUAAUGCCCCCAAACAAAGUUAAUGCUCCACUGCCUACCGCGGCACAGCACAAUGCAACCCAGGCAGCCAAUCAGGUGGUGUAUCAUCCAAAAAGACUAAAGAAAUUCACAGAACUGAACUCCUAGUAUUCUUAGUCCCCCUCCCCCUGGUUGGUUAAUUCCAAGAGUGGAGCCCAAUACUCGCCAAACAUUUUUUAAACUAUCACUUACAUGCAUGCAGCAGAUUUAGAUCUGUGAUCAACUUUAUUGUAGAUGAAGAUUAGUCUGCGUAGUUUCCAAAUAUCUUGUAUGUUAUUGCUAUACACAAUACAUUUUUAGAGAGCUCAAGUAUUAUUAGAAGAUAAUUAAUUUCUCGCUCUCUCCCUUCCCCCUCUCUCCCUCCCCCUCUUCUUCUUCCAGAGGAAUCUAUGACAUAGUGGUACUGAUUGAUGGUGUAGGAAAGUGUGUGGGCCAGUAUGACAACAAGGGCAGUUUCGGGGAGUUGGCCCUGAUGUACAACACCCCCCGUGCUGCCACCAUCAUCGCCACCCAGGAGGGGGCGCUCUGGGGCCUGGUGAGACGCGCGCGCACGCACACACUGCCCUGACCCUUUGACCUCUGGUUCACUGCUGUGCUCUGCCACAGCACCUCCCUGUGGACACUAGGGAGAAUAGUAACAUAAUGGCCAUAUAUUACAGAUACAAGAUUUACCACAGAGUUUCUAAACCCAGAGGCGCAACAUUGCAAGACUUCUGCGAACACUUGACAAACAGACCAGGCCAGUGUUUGGGGUUUGAGAAGUAAAUGAGAGAAGUUAAUUUUUUCCCCUUAUUUGUUAAUUUUCUCAAUCUAAAGGCACAACCUAGAUUUGAGCCCAUGUCUUAAAUUAGUUGAAUAUGCUAUUACUCCAACCUCGUGAGAUUGACAAACUGACAUGUUUUCAUUUUUGUCAAAAACUACUUCAUAUCAAAGGAGUGCCUUUUUUAAAUUUAUUUUAUUACUGCCUGCACAAAUGCGCAUUUCGGCAUGAGACAACCGUUAGACCCGAUGAUGUGUUUCUACUCAUAAGCUUAGUUAGCCAACGUCGCCAUGACAUCGCCUACAAGUCUGAUCUGGGAUUUCUGUUGGAGAAGCAGUUUUAGCCUGUCUUAAUUCUGUACUGUCUUUGGAUUUACUGUUUUGUUCUGUGUUUUUAAAGACCCGCUCCAGCUAUUUUUUACUUUUCCCGUUCAGGUGAUAAAUUAGGUGCUAGGGAGGCUGGAGUGGGUCUUUAAUGUGUAGUAGAUAGCUCUUAGAUUUUGUGUUUUGAGAUUCUUUGUCCUUUAAGACUCUAUGUAAUGAAAGCGCUAUAAAAGUUCAAUAAAUUCUGUAUUAUUAAUCAAGAUAGAAGAUUAGUAGGUCUAUCCAUACCUUUCAUCUGUUAGAUAUGUAACCUAUAGCAGGAGAAUUAAAUGGCUUGUGUCUGUGUGAUUGUGUAAUCUUGUUGUCUAUGUGACCGUGACUGAUGCUGUCUGUGUGACCGUGACGACUGCUGUCUGUGUGCACUACCAGGACCGGGCUACGUUCCGUAGGCUCAUUGUGAAGAACAACGCCAAAAAGAGGAGGCUGUACGAGCAAUUUGUUGAGUCUGUGCCCCUACUGAAGUCUCUGGAGGUGAGGGGGAGGGAGGGAAGGAGGGGGAGCAGAGUGGAGGGGAGGUGAUGUGAUGGGAGGGGAUAGGGAGGGAGGGGGAGCGGAGGUGAUGGGAGGGGGAGCGGAGGGGGUGGGGGGGAGGGGAUAAGGAGGGGGGUGGGAAGGAGGGGAGGGGAUAAGGAGGGGGGGAUGGGAGGGAGGAGGAGCGGAGGGGAUGGGGGAUCUGAGGGGAUAGGGAGGGGAGGGGAUAGGGAGGGAUGGAGUUGAGGAAGCUCGACAGUGAAAAAUGUAGCACUGAUAUUAAGUGGAUAUGGACACCUCCCUUUGCUUUUCCUUAUCAAACCUCUCUCUCUCGCAGUUAUCUGAGAGGAUGAAGAUUGUGGAUGUAUUAGGAAUGAAGACGUUUUCAGAUGAAGAACGCAUCAUCAUGCAGGUAUGACGUUCUCCAAGGUUCUCUUGGUAUUACUGUAAAGCUGACUGGUAAUGAUGAUCAUGGACAAUUGUAAACGGUUCCUGUUGGUUUGUCUUCCUGUAUAGGGGGACAGGGCAGAUUGUUUCUACAUUGUGGAGUCUGGAGAUGUGAAGAUUAUGAUGAAGAGCAAAGUAAGAGUACUUCCUUCUUUUCUCAUCCUCCUCAUUUCUGCCUCAUCAGAGAAUGUGGAAAAAUUGCUUUGUUUUAUGUUCGUCACCCUGUGUUUUUCUCUCCUUUUUUCUCAUAUGUACUGCUUAACAACCCUGCACCGAAAGACAAAGAUGGUAUGACUAAUAAUAUGAAUUAUAAUAGUAUUAUUAAUAUGAAUAGUAAUAAAGGUUGAGCACGGCAAUCCUUUAAAAAAAAUGCCAACAUUUUGUGAUUCGAAUUAGAAUAUUUGUCAAAUCUACAAUCCACAAAAUGUUGUACCCCCCCCCAAAAAAAAGAAAAACAUAUUUAAGCUAGCUAAGUAACUAUGGUUCCUAAUGUUAGCUAGCACUAGCCGGCUGUACCUGCGUCAACUCCUUCUCAUCCUAAUAGCUUCUCAAUUUGAUAAGUUCUUAGUAAAUGGUGUGCCAACCCUUUGUUUCCAGCACUUUUUAUAUAAAACAGAACAGUGUAAGACAACGUUUUACACUGUGAAGCUUUUUAAUCUGAACAUUGACUUUUUAUAACGCAUUGAUGUGCUGCGUUUUAGUGUCUGUAUUUCCAUUCUUGUGCAUUUGUUGUUAUGUUUUGGUGUCAUGCAUUAGCUGGUGCAAUUAAAUUUCCCCUUUGGGGAUCAAAAAAGUACUAUCUUAUAUCCAUGACUAAGCAAAACUCAUUUUCUCAUGGCUCUAUCCAGAGCUGGGUUCAAAUAAUAUUUAGGGUAUUUCAAUUACUUUCAAAGACAUUUUGAAGUAAUUUGGAUAUUUUGUCUCAGAAAAUUCAAGUAGUUGAAUAUUGGAAUGUAUUUGAAAAUACUCAUACAUAGACAAGUGUAUUUUCAAAUACAAAUAUUUAAUACUCCAUGUAUUUUAACCCAGGUCUGUUUGUUCCUAGGGGUAUUUGAAAAAAUGUAUUUGGAGAAAAGUAUUUGAAAAUAGUUUAGGCUAUUUAUAGCAAGUUAUUUGAAAAUACUUCGAAUAGAAGUAGCUGAUCUGGCCACAUUAUUUGAAAAUACACAAAAUAAGUAUUUAAAUAACAUACUUAAAUACGCAUGUAUUUGAACCCAGGUCUGGCUCUGUCUUAUCUCUCUGCAGCAGACAUGGCCUAUUGCUUAGUGAACAGCACGUUUGGGCUUCCUUGGCACUCCGUGGCUCGUGCUCCAUGCUAAAACAUUUUGUGAAUAUUCAAAUCGGCAACAUAUUAUUCAUAUCAGCGUAAACAAAUUGAAUCCGAAUAGAUGUGAAUCUUUGGGGUCAGCCCCAACCCAUCCUGUCCUCUCCUUUUCUGUACCCUGCUCUCACUCCCCCUCUCUUCCCCAGACGAAGGUGAACCAGGAGGAUAAUGCGGAGGUGGAGAUCACCCGCUGUAGCAGGGGUCAGUACUUUGGGGAGCUGGCCCUGGUCACCAACAAGCCCCGCGCUGCAUCAGCGUACGCUGUGGGAGAGGUCAAGUGCUUGGGUAAGGCCACUUCAUACAUGUACACGUGUGUGUCUGUUUUAUUUUAAAGGCCCUGGGCUCUGA
Messenger RNA from Coregonus sp. 'balchen', 16093 nucleotides. The record is from the annotation of a GenBank genome assembly. NCBI's taxonomy places the organism in Eukaryota, Metazoa, Chordata, Actinopteri, Salmoniformes, Salmonidae.